This is a messenger RNA of Maylandia zebra (zebra mbuna), 3510 nucleotides long. It is a transcript of the gene gpr156, whose product is annotated as G protein-coupled receptor 156. Lineage: Eukaryota; Metazoa; Chordata; Actinopteri; Cichliformes; Cichlidae. The record is from RefSeq and is a predicted model, not a curated record. Gene Ontology annotation, cellular component: membrane; G protein-coupled receptor heterodimeric complex. Gene Ontology annotation, biological process: G protein-coupled receptor signaling pathway; gamma-aminobutyric acid signaling pathway. Gene Ontology annotation, molecular function: G protein-coupled GABA receptor activity.
UCCGGAGUGACGGGCGGGAAUCGUUCCAAGUGUGCGGCCGCGAAAGCCAUGUAGCAAUGUUAGAUAAGGAACUAUAUUUUAAUUUAUUUUCAGUUUUUAUUAUCAUAAGGUUUCUGAGUCUGGCGACAUGGAGUCCGAGACGGGACGAAGCAAUGGGAUCCUGCGUGCGGUUUGAAGAUCGAGGAUGUUUUUGUGAUGGUGGACGGACUGGUGCCAAUCAUGGAGCCUGAGCUGAACUGCAGCUCCCAGUGUGAGUCCCCAUUUUGCUUCAUCCAAUCUGGAGUCAGCAGGCAGGACAGCCUCGACGUUCUGCAGAGGCUAUGCAGUCUCAGCACGAUGGCAGCAGAGCUCCCGAGGCGCUCUCUCUCAUCGGUGCUAAUUGCUGUGGUGUGGACGCUCCUCUCCUGUGGAAUCCUGUUGGCAUUUUGCUUCCUCCUUUUCACCCUGCGCUUCAAAAACAACAGGAUAGUAAAGAUGUCCAGCCCCAACCUCAAUGCCCUGACUCUCUGUGGAAGUGUCCUCACCUAUAGCAGCGGUUUCCUGUUUGCCGUCGAGGAAAGUGGAGCAUCUAUAGCUGUUCUACAAACUCGCAUGUGGAUGCUUUGUGUAGGCAGUACCCUGGUGUUUGGCCCAAUUUUGGGGAAGACAUGGAGACUGUACAGGGUGUUCACGCAGCGCGUGCCGGACAAGAGAGUGAUAAUCAGGGACAUCCAGUUGAUGGGUAUGGUGGCUCUGUUGAUCCUGGUGGACAUGCUGAUUCUCACCGCUUGGAACCUCACCGACCCCAUCAGGUGUUCACGAUCUGUGGGAGCUGUUGUCAAGGUGAUGGAAAGAGAUGUUUCCUACUCGUUGUCGCAGCUGGUUUCUUGUUCUUCUUUGUACUCAAAUCUGUGGAUCAUUAUUGUUGCUGUCCAAAAGGGUUGUCUUCUCCUCUAUGGCACUUAUCUAGCUGGACUGACAAGUAAUGUCAGCCAUCCCCCAGUCAACCAGUCUCCUACAAUCAUUACAUGCGUCACUUUGGUCACCUGCUCCUCCGCCGUUGCCACCCCCGUGUCCAUCUUCCUGCAGACUUGGCCCAACGUGGUCUACAGUACUGUGGCUGGAGCCAUCUUCAUCUGCACGCUGGCUACAAACUGCAUGCUGUUUGUGCCUCAGCUGACACAGUGGCGACAGUUUGAAGAAGAUCAGAACAACCCGAGUCAGAUGGCCAAGUAUUUCAGCAGCCCCAGUAAGAGUCAGCCAUCUGUGUACAGUCAGGAUGAAAUCUUCUACCUGCUGGGGGAAAACAGCUCAAUGAAGAAACUCCUUAAUGAGAAGAACGCCGUGAUCGACAGUCUCCAGGAGCAGGUGAACAACGCCAAGGAUAAACUCCUGAGACUCAUGUCAGCGAGCCAGCACCCUGAGGACCAAGACAUGGACUCCUCUGCCACUAACCUCAACUCGUCCUCCACUCAGACGACCGAGCUCCAGUCGGAAGGCCCCUCUACUUGUUCUCAAUCUCAGAAAGACACUAAAUCAACACUCUCGCCCUCUGCUCUCUCGCCUCACCUCACUGCUGCUCAUGGUUCAUUAUCUGCUGUUACACCGUCCUCUGCUCCUUCCUCUAUUUCAAACUACUCUGCUCCCAUUUCUGUUUCCUCCCCUCUUCCCACCAAAAUCCCUGCUUGUGAAACUCAAAACAAUGCAUCUGCUCUCAAACGGGACGCAUCCCUCCCGUUUAUGGGUUUACUCAGGACACCAGAGGAGACAGUUCAGUUUGUGACCUCUCUGCAGUACCGACGAGGGUUGAACCCCUCUAUGGCUGAAACCUUUGGUAGUUAUAGUGGCCUAAAUCUUCAGGUGGGACCAAAUACUAAACCAGCUGGUUUUGUUAGUAGCGAACAGUUGCAGGAGAUCCUACAGGAACUCAGCGUGGAUGCAAUCACGGAAACCACGCUUCGAUCUCCCGAUCAGGCGCCCAGGAUACCUUCUCAGCAAAAACUGACCAGAGACUCUACACUCUCCCCUCUCUCCCCACGGACACCCUGCUCCCUUCCCUCUCCUGCACUCUUUCGCUACCCUAGCAUCUCGCCUUAUACCAUGAGAAAAAGGCGGCGGCCCUUUCACUCCUCCAGAGGAGGUUUAGCUCCUCCCUGCUUCUACACAGGCUCUGAGGUUCCUGGCUGUGCAAGAGCAAGAGACACAUGUGCGCUCCCAAGUCCAGAAGAUAUUACUGUGGAUGAUAACUGUAUCUCACAUCACAACAGUGACCUUGAAGAGGGAAAGGAGGAAGACACGAAAGUGCGUGAAGUAGUGAGAACAUGUCAGAGGUGUGUUUCAAGGCUCCCGAGAUGUUCGGUCGUGCAUUGUGAAGAACAAAACCGUAAAGCUCCAGAGGAUGUGGGAGCAGGCGGUGAUAACGAGCAGCACCGCAGACACAUUCGAGACUCAUGUGGGUACUCGGACUCAGACUCCAGCAGCUCAACCGAUUACUGCUACUACCACCGUCCUUACUGUGACUCCUGCCUGCAGCGAGGCUCCCUCCUGUACUCAGACAGCUCCUCAGACUCCUCUGACAGCGAGUAUGAUGACUACUUGAGCCUCUACCGCUCACCACGCCCUGUGGUAUUCAAAGAAGACCUCAAACCCACCUUCGUAUGAACACGUUUACUGCACUUUACACAUUUAUCCAGUUCCAAAACUUGAAUGAAUAUUCUCAGAAAGGUUGCUAAAACGGAUGUACUUCUGUGAUGGGGGACAUUCGACAGUAGCUUACAGUAUAGGAACUUUACAUCCCAGAGAUUGUUGUUUUUCUGUGUUGCACCAUAGGUCACAGUGACUGAUUUAUGAGACUAAAACUUCUGUAGCUUAAAAACACAUAAUGCUGUUUACUUUUUAUAGUUACUUGUGGCAUUAUUUGGAUUAUUUGGAUUACUAUUUCUACUGUCUGAUGAAAACCUUUGACACUUACAGUACUGUGCAAAAGCCUUGAGUUACUCAUUUAUUUAUAUUUAGUUUCUUUUAAUUCUUUGAGUGGUUCUGAAGGACAUUUGUCUUUGGACAUUGGCUGCUUUUUCUUUCUUUUUCACAUGAGACGCAUGUUUUUUUCUGUGUUUGUUUUUUGUUAAUCUUUUUAACACUUACCUUUGAAUAAUUCAAACAUAAAAAGUGUUUGAUGACAAUGAUAACAGACAACUUAUCAAAAAAUUUUUUAAAUUGUAUGUUUAGGCACUUUGUUACUAGCAGCCGUUCCAAAAUGCAUAAUUUGUUUCCAUUUCUUUAAUCCAUAAAAAUAAAUGCCGAAGAUAACACAUUUUCACAGAUAUAAAACACAGUUUUUGCACCACGAAUUGAUUCUCAAGGUGCUAUCAGCCCACGAUAUUUCUUAUGAAUUAUAGUUUCAGUUUUCCUCAACAUAUAUGUGGGAGACCAGGAGAGAGGUGCAACAAUGAGUGCCUACAGCCAUCUGUAAAACACCGCGGAGGUUCUGUCAUGGUUUGGGAUUUCCUUUCAGGUAGUGGUUUUGGAGAU